Zootoca vivipara (common lizard) is the source of this 3541-nucleotide messenger RNA. It is a transcript of the gene CDCA2, whose product is annotated as cell division cycle associated 2. NCBI's taxonomy places the organism in Eukaryota, Metazoa, Chordata, Lepidosauria, Squamata, Lacertidae. The record is from RefSeq and is a predicted model, not a curated record.
AGCUAGUACCACGUGGUGUGCAAACGCGUCCGUCUCUAAACUUUACUAAACGUUUAAACCUUCCGCCGCGCGGGGGGCGGGGAGAAAAUAGUUCCCGAGAUGCGGAAGGUUUCUUUCCUGCGUGGGCUGAGGAGACCCUCAAGCAGCUCCUUACGUUCUCUCGCCUGAGGCUGGAGCGCGGCUGCAACCCGAGACUGAAGAAGAAAGGAGCCGAAGAGUGUGUGGUGACGGCGGAGGGAUACGUCGUUCGCCGUUUUUGAGAACUGUGAGACUCCCAACAAACAAAAUUCCCUGGCUCCCGAUUCUUUAAUUCGAAGCUGUGGUUGGUGGAUCUCUGGGAUCUGGUCAACAACAAAAUAGUCCUGAAGAAUUGCUCCUUGGUGGAUUUACAUGGAGAGCUCCAGCUUUGCAAUGGUAUCUUGGUGCAGAAGUUGUGGUUUGGAGACAGAAUCUAUGUUCCCAACAAAGGAAUGAUUUGCAUCACCUAUAAAGCAAGGGCCAUAAGGACUUUUCCAAUGGAAACUCCGAGUAAUAGGAAGGUGCUUUCUGAAUGUUCUAAUAUGCAAACCAACCCACAUUUGGGGCUUGAAAACUGCAUUGACAGUACAAAGAAGGCAGACAGUUGCCUUGCAAGCUGUUCAUCAAAUGCUCUAACGGUAAACAUGUCUACCAUGUACAGCAAUGCAGGAAGCCAUCUGGUAGAGGAUCACCCCACCACCUUGGGGGAUACAGACUAUUUGACACCAAAUAAGAAUGGUUUUGAUUCAACUUAUGGAAUAUCAAGCAGCUAUGCUUCACCUCCUGUAGACUUUUCUGCUCUUACAGCAGCUGAUCUUGGAAUCACACCAGAGUCAUUUACGAAACAAUAUAAAGGGGUCUCAAAAAACCUGUUAAAAUUUAGACGGCGGUCUACAAUUGGAGUGCGGGGUUCUCCAGAAAAUGAUUCUCUUAUCCGAUACAUUGCUCACCAAAAGAGAAUAAAGAAACAAGAUACUCUGGCUAGUCCUCUUCAAUAUCGAAACACUUUGCUAAAGGACAAAAUAGCUGCCUUCCAGUUUUCCUUUAAGCCACUUGAGGAAACCAAGGAAAGUGCAAUCCAUAUAGCUGGCAGCUCUAUGAAAACUGACACAAGUCUGCAUGAGCAAUCUAAAGUGGGCCUAUCAGAAUGUAAGGAUUUUGAGGAAAAUCGACACUGGAAAUUUGUCUGUAGAGAAAGAACCCAAGCUGAUAUUCACGGCGACAGUAAUGCAUCUUCAUUACAGAAACAUCUCAUUAGCACUACUGCUGUUUCUAAGGUUAUUCCAGUCUUGCAGGCAGAUACUAGGGAAUCUGGAUGCAUCCAUUUGGAAGCAACUACAGAAAAGUCAAAGGCUGUGUGUGAUCCUCCAUUACUUAGACGAAGAGAAGCCAUGUUCAGUGCAACAGGUUCAAGAGAAAAAAGUUCUAUCAUAAGUCCUGACAAGCAGCCCUCGUCCCAGCCAAACUUUGAUUAUGUUGAUGAGCUUCCUCAACAAUCACCCAAUGUAUCCACUUCUGAAUAUGCUGUAAACUCUGAUCUGGAAGAAACAAAAAAUAGUUCUCCGGCAUUCCAGGCAAUUUCCACUAGAACCACCAGGUCAUCUGCUAAAAGGAAGUCUAUCAACAAAGCAGAAGAAAUGGCUCUUAACCCUACAAAAAAAACCGUCCCCAAAUCCAUCAAAUUCCAAAAGGCAGAAGCGGAAAUGAAAUCUGCUGUAAAGAGAACAGCUGUCAGAAGCAAGGUUUUUGGAAAGAGGAGGAAAAGGAAAAAGAAGCAAAAAGCAUUGUAUGGGCAGCGACAAACUGUUUCAAAGAAACCUCUCUUGAGCCCAAUUCAGGAGAUGACAGAAGAUUUAUCUUUUAUGUCAUCUUAUCAAAGCACACCAAAGUCAGAAGUUUCUAUCUUCGAUGAUUCCAGCUCUAGUGUCCUGAAUGCAGAAUCUAUGCAUGAAAACCAACCUAACAUACAACAUAGUAGUAAAAAGGACAGCAGCUGUCUGCAUUCCAGCCUGAAUCUUGUGACAGAAGAUGCUUUACCUGAUAAUGUAUCUGGCUCAUCCUUGCAGCUUCUAGACACGGCUACAAAUGAUAUGAAAGAUACUCUUCCUUGGAACCCACUUGAAAAGAGCUCUCCUGAGAAAUCAAAGAGCUGCUAUUUCCCAAGUGUUGAGGAUUUUGAGUCUAAAGCACCUGGAAACAAUCCCAGUGUUCCUAGAGAUAAUAUGAACCAACUGCCUCCUUGGACAGUAAAUGAUUCUGAACUCUUAGAUAAUUUACAGUGUUCUAUAGAGGAAUCUUUCAGGAGUGUAACCGGAAGUAAUAAAAAAAGGGUGAGACGUAGCAUGAGAUUGCUUAAUGAUGCGGGAAAUGAAGGGCUUGCCUGGAUUCAGAUGCCUGAUGAUAAUGUCCUAGGCCAAGAUAUCCUGGGUUCUGCUGGCAAAGCCCAGAAACGAAAGUCCACCUCCCGUUGUCCAGAAGUGGAGCCACUUCAUCCAAAGCAAGGGACUAAGGACCAAAUGCUCUUGCCAAUGAAGGAAGGGCAGAAGAAAAUCCGUGUUGCAAUGGGCCCUUCUGAAUCCAGGAGGAAGAGCAUCAGUGUGCUGAGUCUUGAAGAAAACAAAAAUGUCACCUUCCGCAACCAGAGAAACAGAAGAAGAAGCCUUGGCUACAAAAGUGAUCGCUGCUACCAAAAGGAUCUCAUAAAUCAGAAAAUUAUUUGAGAGUCAAACUAAAGUGCCUUUAGAAAGAGACCGUAUCCUGUGUAUAUCAGAAGAGGGCAGUAUGGCAUAACUUACAAAUGAGCAUAUUUUAUAAGGUUGCCUUUUGUUUUGUGAAAAGUACUGUAUAGCUCAAUCUUUAAGACACAUCAGAAACAUUAAAAAAAAUAAAAUGCUAGGGGCCUGGUCCAUUUUAAACAAGUCUUCACUUUAGUUCUUUUAAAAUUAAUGGAAAUUAGUUGUAACUAAUUUACUACAUUGUCUAAUGCAACCAAUUUGAAGUCUGUUCAAGCCCCUUUGGUUUCCAUGGGAAGAAAUAUAAGUACAUGGUUUAAUUCACUCUGUCACUAUUUCAUGUAGUUUUCCAUGGAACAGUGUCACAGUUCUUAUUCUUCCCAUGUGGUCUUGUACAGAUGCUUCUCAUUUUGCAUACAUGAACCUGGCAAAGUUAUUUCUGUGUGGAGGUAUUUUGCUGUAGAUUGUGAGUUGUUGAAAAAUAGAGUGAAAUGCUUCAAAAUAUUAAUAAUUCUUUAUUGUGCUGUUGGGUGUGUGUACUUAUGCAUAGGAGUGUCUCUUCUUGUAAUGUACAUUAUUAUUACAUUAAGAAUAUAAACCUAGAUAAGCUUAAAUUUUUGACUUUUAAAUGCUUAGUAGAAAUUGAUUAUUGUUCACAAACAUAAAGUAGAAAAAUAUCCACCUGAAAUAUUACUACUUUUGAAGUGUGCAGUUGGUAAUCUGCAACAAAUUUUUGUAGAAGUAAAGUUUUUAUUUUCAUAAUGUGUCAUUAAAAUACAUUGGAACCUCAA